AUGGCCGUCGAAGCCAAGGACGAGGGUUCCGCCAUCGAGAGGGAGCGACAGCUCUCUGUCGAUGUCGAUGCCAAGGACCAUACCGACUACGACCGCGUCGACAAAGAACUCGCCAAGUAUGUCGCGUCGUCACGGAUUGAGAUCUCGCCCGAGAAGAACGAUGAGUUGAGGCGCAAGAUUGACAAGCGGGUGCUCGCCAUCAUGAUCGCAACCUACUUCCUGCAAGCCAUCGACAAAGGCACCAUGUCGUUUGCGUCCAUCAUGGGCAUCCGAGAGGACACGAACCUGACGGGUCAGGAUUACAACUGGCUGACGACGUGCAUCUACAUCACAAUCCUCAUUGUCGAGUACCCGCAAAACUUCACCAUCGCCCGAGUGCCCAUCGGCAAGUAUCUGAGCUUCAACAUCGUUGCUUGGGGUACGGUCCUCGCCUGCACGGCAGCGUGCACGACGUUUGCACACCUCGUGACUGUCCGCACGCUGCUCGGUCUGUUUGAGUCUGUGUGCCAGCCGGCAUUUGUCGUCAUGUCGUCCAUGUGGUACCGGCGAGAGGAGCAGGCGGCCAGAGUAACAUACUGGUACAUGAUGAACGGGGCGCAGCAGAUUGUCGGCGGCCUCCUUGCAUAUUGCUUCAGCCUCAUCACCUCGGGGCCGCUCAAGUCGUGGCAGUGGAUCUUCCUCGUCUACGGCGUCAUUUCCGUGGUCUUUGGCCUCUUCGUGGGAUGGUGGCUGCCCGACUCUCCGAUGAGGGCCAAGUGCUUCUCCGAAGAGGACAAGCACCUCAUGGUGGAGCGUGUCCGUGACAACCAGACGGGCAUCCAGAAUCGCGAGUGGAAGAAGCACCAGUUCUGGGAGGGCCUGACGGACCCGCAGGUCUGGGGCUAUGCGUUGGUGCAGCUAUGCACGACGCUGCCCACGUCUGGGUUGGGGGCGUUCCAGGGCAUCAUCAUCAAGAGCUUCGGCUUCACGACGCUGCAGACGCAGCUGCUGGCCAUGGUGCUGGGCUUCUACAUCAUCAUCGUGCUGCUUGGGUCGGUGUGGCUGGUCAAGAAGACGAACCAGAACCUUCUGGUGAUGCUUGGCUUCGUAGUGCCCUCCUUUGUCGGCACAAUCUGCCUCAUGACGGUGCCGCUGGAUACAAAGAGCCAGAAGAUCGGCCUCGUGAUAUGCUACUACAUCACGCUGUCGUUUUGGUCGGCGCAGACGCUCGCACUGUCCAUGGUGUCGCGCAACGUCGCCGGACAGACGAAGAAGAGCGUCGCAGUCGCCGUCAACUUUAUCGUCUGGGCGACGGGCAACGCAAUCGGGCCCCAAGUCUUCCUCGACCGGGACAAGCCGCGAUACUUUAUCGCCUUUGCGACGCACCUGGGUUGCUACAGCCUCCUCGUCGUGGUCAUUGUCGCGCUGCGGUGGUACCUCGUGCGGCAGAACAAGGUGCGGGAUAGGAUGGCCGAGGCGGGCGUGCGGGAGGCGCGCGACGAGCAGAUGCUGCACGCGUUUGAGGAUCUGACGGACCGGGAGAACCCCAACUUCCGCUAUGUGUAUUGA
Messenger RNA from Purpureocillium lilacinum, 1548 nucleotides. RefSeq lists its product as uncharacterized. Gene Ontology annotation, biological process: transmembrane transport; L-cysteine transport. The record is from RefSeq and is a predicted model, not a curated record. Gene Ontology annotation, molecular function: L-cysteine transmembrane transporter activity. Gene Ontology annotation, cellular component: membrane. NCBI's taxonomy places the organism in Eukaryota, Fungi, Ascomycota, Sordariomycetes, Hypocreales, Ophiocordycipitaceae.